Molecule: messenger RNA, 240 nt
Organism: Closterium sp. Yama58-4
Lineage: Eukaryota; Viridiplantae; Streptophyta; Zygnematophyceae; Desmidiales; Closteriaceae
Source: the annotation of a GenBank genome assembly
AUGAUUCCAAAUCAGGGCUCUACUAUUCAGACACCAUUGCCCGCUGGUGCAGCCAUCAGGAGGUAUCCUCCCUCUCAGCAGCCUCCCCCAGAAAGCCCUCCCCAGGUGCCGCCUCCUCCCAACAACCCACCACAGCCGGCACCACAGCUGCCCGAAAAAAUCCUGCCGGGGCAGGCGGGCCUGCCCCAGGCCCCGUUCGGGCAGGCGCCGGGAAAGCUGUGGGAGGGAAGGCGGUGGUGA